UGGGUUGUUGCGCAGUUGAUCACGCGGGGCGCGUCUUUCUCUGCCUGCCACUUCGGCAAAGCGGAGCGCAGUUUAAGGGUCGCGGCCAGGAUGGCUCUGCGCUCUGCGCCCCUCUGGCUCCUGGUGCUGCUGGCGGUCGCCCUACGGGAGAGCUGCGUUGGCACCUCCUCCCACUCCAUGAAGUAUUUCUACACCAGCAUCUCGGAGCCCAGUCAGGAGCUGCCCCAGUUUGUCUCUGUGGGGUACGUGGACGGUCAGGUCUUUGUUCACUACGACAGCCACACCCGGAGGGAGCAGCCUCGAGUCUCCUGGAUGGAGAAAGUGGGGAAGGAGGAUCCCCAGUACUGGGACAGAAACACCCAGAUUUCACGUGGCGAAGAGGAGGUGUUCAGAGUCGGCCUGGAGAUUCUGAGGAGUCGCUACAAUCAGAGCGAAGGCCUUCACACGUGGCAGUUGAUGUAUGGCUGUGAACUCCGGAAAGACGGGAGCAAAGGAGGGUUUAUGCAGUAUGGCUACGAAGGGAGGACCUUCAUCACCUUCGACAAGGAGACCCGCACCUGGGUGGCUCCCGUCCCCCAAGCCCAGAUCACCCAGAGGAAAUGGGAUGCUUUUCCAGGAGAGAAUCAGCGAAGGAAGGCCUACCUGGAGGAAAUCUGCAUUGAUUGGCUGGAGAAGUACCUGUCCUAUGGGAAUGAGACGCUGCUGAGGACAGGUGAGCAUCUGGAUCCAGGCUGGACUUUCCUCCUUUAUGGCCGGAUUUCUCUGACACAUUCAGCCCCUUUGGGU
Messenger RNA from Notechis scutatus (mainland tiger snake), 786 nucleotides. NCBI's taxonomy places the organism in Eukaryota, Metazoa, Chordata, Lepidosauria, Squamata, Elapidae. The record is from RefSeq and is a predicted model, not a curated record.